AAUAAAUAUCAAUAACGGAAAUAAGCUAACAUCAAAUCACAUCAACUAAUUUUAGUUUUCUCUACCAUUGUUCACUUCAUUUUCUUCAAAUGGCAUAGUGAAAUCUUCAUCAAAAUCUAAAAAUCAAAAAUAUAAAACUGAAAAGGAAAAACCUAAUUUUUUUGUCAGUACAUAACUUCUUAGUUGAAAAAUUAAAAUAUAAAAUAUAAUCUAAAAACAUAAUAAAUAAAUAAAAAAGUAAAAGUUAUUUAUUGAUUCAACCGGUGGUUCAACCGGUAUCGGGUUCCAAAUUUUAUUGAGUUUUUGUGGAUUUUUGCAGGUUUUUAAAUAUUGGAUUUUCUCUGGGUUAUCGAGUUUACCGGCUCAGCCGCGGAUCUUUGUCAGGUUUCAAAACACUGAUUUUCUCUAAUAACCGUCUAUACAAUUCUGACCAUAUGAGAAAUUAGCUUUAAUUAGUAUUAUACUACCAUUAAAAAAGUUUAUGAAAGUGACUUGAGAUCAUCACAGCCAAAACCAAAACAAACGUUAAAAGGUUCGUAUCUUGCAAGUGAAUUAAAAGAUUGAAUUCAAAUCAUAAAGCAAGUGAUAAAAUCUCAACAAAUGCGCUUAUCCAUAUCUCGAAUGGGUUUGGUCGGAAAAUAAACUAAUACAUUAGUCGGUACGCAUUUACAUUUUGUCCAUGUAGGCGCACUGAAUUAGAACACUUGAUAUUUUACGAGUACCGCAAAAACACGGAUUGUUUUUCAAGAUUAUCAUUUUCAAUUAACUCUUGUAUUAGUGUAAAAGUCGAAUAUUAGCAAUUAAAUUUUGCAUUCUUCGUUGAUAAAUUAUAAUCAGUUUGUACAGUUUGUACUAAGACACCUCUACAAAUCAACGCUUGGAAAAUAAACUUAAUUUCCAUCAGAAACUAUUUCCAGUGCCUCUCAAAUCUUAAACAAACAUGAUUAGUCAUUUUUUCUACUCUAUGAACGUGAUAAAGUUUCAUUAGAUGGACUACCCAAAAACUAAAAAAUAGUGAAUUACUAGCUUUUACUAGUUUAUUAUAACCGACUCUUUUGGCGAUAGCUGAGUAAAGGUGUAUGAAAUAGUUAAAUAGUUUUCCUCCAGUAUGAAUUACUUAAAUCUAUAAGCAUGCAUGCGCAACUUAGGUCCAUCAUAUAAGAAUAUUAUUAACAACAAAAUAUGGACCAAAAGAAGACUAGAACACAGCUGCAUCUAAGUUAACCUAUCCACCACUCUCAUAUCACCUAAUCUAAAAUCCUAACAAACCCCAUUAGAUUCUCAUUAGUCAAUUUAAAACAGAUCAUAUUGACCAAAAUGAUCAUUCACGCAACGAUUUCAAUUGGCUGUAUUUUAAAACAUGCUUUCUAAAAUAAAUUUACCAACAAAAGAAGAAGUUAAUCCGAUUGCAUUUUAGCAUUUUUGUGUUUGAAACAAAAAAUAACUUACGGUUGAAUUAUAACCCCACAUCAUAACUAUGUUAUAAACAUUUUCUGUCUGGUACAAAAAUUUGACUGUACAAGUAUCUGGAGGUCGUAAAUCCUAGAAUUUAAUCAAGACGUUAACAAACCAUUGAUGAAAAGAAUAAGUCCAUUGUCCAUAUCACUACUAUACAACAUUAAGCAAAUUUUGCAGUCCCAAACAGAUAAUUUAAUAUGUGCAUGUUAUUUAAUAAGAUGAACUAUACUUUUGGCGAAGAACCACAUGCAUGACACUUAUGCAAAUUUUAUAACGAAAGUUGAAACAAAACAGGAAAAUUCUUAUCAAUGAUUAUAAUUGUACUUGCAAUUAUUUGUUUAUGCCCUCGAGUAUCUUUCAUCAUUACAACCUGCUUUCUUUUCCAUAAAAGUCAUGAAUUGGUCAAUAAUAGCUAUCCUUUAAUUAUUCCAUUUUAGUCUCGACCUAGCUUCCUAGUUCCUACGAGAGUUUGGAUGCGGAGUAUUUAGAUUCAGAUGAUCAAAUAUGUUGUAACUUGUAUGGUUUUAUCUUUUUGUUAGAUAUACAACGACGAUGUGUCUCCAAAUCUCCCUAAGCUAGUCUUAGAUGACAGAGUGUUCCUUCUGAUUUAAUGUGUAGUCCGGAAUAUUCUGGUAUUAAGCGAUUCAAGAAGUUACGUAAUUCAAGUACUAUACAGUGUGCUUAGCCAGAAAGAAAUACAGUAAGUCAUUAACCGAAAAAGUUAUGUAAUGCUUGGUCACUGUAUUUUUCAUACAUAUCAACAAGAAGAACAUCAAAUGUUGAGGUAUUUCAUAUAAUAUAAUACCCAUAAAAUGAAUAUCCAUACUUUGGGAGUCUUAUCCAGUUUAUAACCUUAAAGAAAAUGAUCACGCUUAAAUGUUUAGUAUUCUAAUGAAAUAAUCAUCUUAAAGCUAUAAAGUUUCUUGAGGAAGCAUGUGAGUGAAUUAUACUUGCUUUCUUGAACAAACCUUAGCUAAUUUCGGCGCACGUUCAUACACCCGUAAUCAAAUUGUAGUUUGAUAUACAUUUUUUUAAGAAAAUCUUUGUUAUAUUGUUAACCAACAAAAAAUAUCUGUUACAUCAAAAUUAUUGAAUUCCUAACCCAUUCCUUGGAAUUAUACGUUAUAUGCUCAUUUUAGGCCAGUAUCUUGGAAAUUUGAAAAAGCCAAUUUGUUUCAAAGUUACAAAAGGAUAAUAGGUUUGUGUACUAUACAUGGAAUUUGGAUAGAUGUUUAACUUACUAAACCCGUAGAUCUGAUUGUCUGAUUAAAUUGUUACUAUAAGAGAUUGGGCACUAGCAACCCUCUUAUAUAUAUUGGGUGGAUAUCAACAAAUAUAAAUCAUCCAUUUACUAUCAAAACCCAUGAUUUGUAAGAGACAUGUAAAGACUCAUACAGUCUGAAUAUAUUAUAGGUAACUUCCUAUAAUAUAUGAGAUAAAUUAAUUCUAUCAUGUCAUUAUUUUUGAAUUGGAAGUGUAUAACAUCUGUCACAUAAUGAUUUUGAGUAUUACUGCAAACAAAAGUCACUUUACCAGUUAUUUACACAUGUCUAAAACAACUUUCAGCCAAAUUCAAGUAUUUUGUUUUGUUGUGAGAAACUUUUGAAAAUGGAAAUGAAAUGAAUGUUGGCUAAGACAACGCGCAAAAGCUAACUCAGAACAUUAAUAGAUCAUUAAUUUUAAAAAGUCCAGCCAAUUUGUUGGUCAAUUCCUGUGUUUGAUUUUUUUGUUUUUUAUGUUUGGCGAUUCUUUCCCAAAAUCAAAUGGGAAGAGGAGCAAAUAAUUUACUUAAGCUUCACGCUUUCCAUUUAUUACACUGUCAUUUUGCACUGCAAUUUUACUAUUCCAAUGCCUCUUUCACCACUAUUUCUAUUAUCCACUCAAUAUCUUGAUUUCUUACAUUUUCCAAGUUUUAUAAAAUAAUUAGAAACACUGUAUCUAGACUUCAUAGAUCAAUCAUAUGAACUUGAGAUGAUGACUAAACCAUUUAUACAUGUUACUUCCAAAACUCUGUUUAUCGGAUUAAUCUUACAUUCAAGGUGUUCUGAAAACACUCUUCAUUUAUUGUUUUAAACUUUUCAGUAUUCAUUUAUUUCUCAUUUAAAUUCAGUUAACAUGAAUUGCAACAUUUUGUAGUAUAGAUUACGAUGUGUGACAUCAAUAUGUAGCAAAAACAAAAACGUUAAGCUUCUGAACAAUUAAAAAUAAAUAAAGUCUCCACCAUUUAUUGAUUAGUACUAUAUAGAAAUCUAAUUAGGCUUCAUAUGGUGAACAAUGAUGGUUGCGGGUGGAAUCGUCAAAUAAUUUAAUCCAAAAUUCGUGAAUUCACAUAAUUACGUGAUUUGGCAAACCAUUAUGUUAUCAUGUAGAUUACUAAAUGUAGCUCUGUUUAUGAUCUAAUUCCUUCUCAUUGAUUAUACCCGUUCAAUUAAUUAAUCUGCCGUCAGUAUUCAUAAUGCCUAAGAAAGUAAGAAUAUUGCUUUUAGUCUUACAACUUAAAUAUAUCUCGAAAAACAAAUGUACUAUGUUCGAAAUUUGUAAAGAAAAACGUCAUAGAGAGAAUCUUACAAAGGUCCCACUAGUGAAACUCCCCUUCUAUAAAUUCCAGUUAUUUAGCCUCACACCAAAGAACAUUUCUCCAAAAGUAAAACAUAUCUCACUCUUUUAGUCUCCUCCACACUCUUCGAAGAUAAUGGACUCUCCUCCACUUCCUCGCCACAACCAAACCGACCAUCAGACCAAACAGAUCAUCCUCGUACACGGUCCCAUCAUCAUAGGAGCAGGUCCUUCCGGUCUUGCCACGUCAGCAUGUCUCUCAAACCGUGGAGUCCCUUCUUUGAUCCUAGAACGUUCUGAUUCAAUAGCAUCUCUAUGGAAAACCAAAACCUACGACAGACUCAAGCUCCAUCUCCCAAAACACUUUUGCAGAUUACCGCUCCUGGACUUCCCUGAAAAUUUCCCAAAAUACCCUUCUAAAAACGAGUUCUUGGAUUACCUUGAGUCAUACGCUUCACACUUUGGCAUCGCCCCGAGGUUCAACGAGAACGUUGUAAACGCUGCUUUCGAUACGUCAUCUGGUUUGUGGAGAGUAAAGACUCUAAACAAGACAGAGUAUCUCUCGAAGUGGCUUAUUGUUGCGACCGGUGAGAACGCUGAUGCUUACGUCCCGGAGACUCCGGGGAUAGUGAAGUUUUCCGGUGGUAAAAUUAUUCACGCUAGUGAUUAUAGAAGCGGCGAAGAGUUCAGACAACAGAGAGUUUUAGUCGUGGGAUGUGGAAACUCCGGGAUGGAGAUUAGUUUGGAUCUUGUUCGACAUAACGCUUCUCCUCAUCUUGUUGUCCGUAACACAGUUCAUGUGUUGCCAAGGGAGAUACUUGGGCUAUCAACAUUUGGAGUUGGGAUGACACUUCUCAAGUGUUUACCAUUACGGCUUGUUGAUAAGUUCUUGUUACUGAUGGCUAAUCUUUCGUUUGGAAAUACCGACCGGUUAGGUAUACACCGACCAAAAACCGGUCCGCUUGAGCUAAAAAAUGUCACAGGAAAAAGUCCGGUUCUCGACGUUGGAGCUAUGUCUCUCAUCAGAUCUGGCAAGAUUAAGAUAAUGGAAGGUGUAAAAGAAAUUACAAAAAAUGGAGCAAAGUUUAUGGAUGGUCAAGAAAAGGAGUUUGACUCGAUCAUAUUUGCCACUGGUUACAAAAGCAACGUGCCUACUUGGCUUCAGGGAAGUGAUUUUUUCACGAAGGAAGGGAUGCCAAAAACGCCGUUUCCUAACGGGUGGAGAGGAGGGAAAGGAUUGUACACGGUUGGGUUUACUAGGAGAGGACUCCUUGGAACGGCGUCAGACGCGGUUAAUAUCGCUGGGGAAAUAGCUGACCAGUGGAGAGACGAGAUCAAGGGGCCCAUCAAGAAUAUGUGCAGCUCUCGUUUUGUCCUAAUCUCUAAGUCCUAAUUUAUGUUUUAAAAUAAACAAUUACUACCUAAUUUUGCAUGUUGUAAAUUGAAGAAAUAAACUUUUACAGAUGUGGUUAA
This is a messenger RNA of Brassica napus (rape), 5487 nucleotides long. RefSeq names its product probable indole-3-pyruvate monooxygenase YUCCA1. Gene Ontology annotation, biological process: auxin biosynthetic process. Gene Ontology annotation, molecular function: N,N-dimethylaniline monooxygenase activity; flavin adenine dinucleotide binding; NADP binding. NCBI's taxonomy places the organism in Eukaryota, Viridiplantae, Streptophyta, Magnoliopsida, Brassicales, Brassicaceae. The record is from RefSeq and is a predicted model, not a curated record. The transcript is spliced from 4 exons. Gene Ontology annotation, cellular component: endoplasmic reticulum membrane. Bases 4151 to 5407 code for a protein of 418 amino acids.